GUUUCGCGUCUCCAGGUGAGCGUCUCUUUUAGGAAAUAUGUUGUGAAAGCCAAGCAAACUGAACGAAGAGGAUCUGCCCCAGCCAGCUCUCAGUCUCUCCUGUCCACAGCAGACAGGAUUCAUAGCAACAGUUCUGCUCAUUUCCUUACAUAGUCUACAGCAUCUACAGACCUCAUUUUCUGCCAUGAAGUUGUUUAAAUUGCAGAGUCUAAAAUUCUUGUGGACUUUGAAGCCUCCUAAUAGGGCUCUCCAUGGACACCCCAGGCUGCUUGCCUCUGAUGUGCAUUCCCAGUAUGAGUCCAUCAGACGGGGCAAACAGGAAAUACCAAAGUACUUUAACUAUGCAAGUGAUGUACUGGACAAAUGGUCUGAGAUUGAAAAGGCUGGAAAGAGACCACCAAACCCUGCGUUUUGGUGGAUAAAUGGAAAAGGAGAAGAAGUGAAGUGGAGCUUUGAGGAGCUGGGGUUCCUGUCUCGGAAAGUGGCCAAUGUGCUGACUAAAGACUGUGGGCUGCAGAAGGGGGACAGACUUAUCGUGAUCCUACCACGAAUCCCAGAGUGGUGGCUGGUGAAUGUGGCCUGUAUGAGAGCAGGAAUUGUCUUAAUUCCAGGGGUAUCCCAGUUAUCAGCCAAAGACAUCCUAUAUCGACUCCAGGCAUCAAAGGCCACGUGCAUAAUUACCACUGACAAAGUGGCUCCUGCAGUGGAUUCGGUGGCAUCUGAGUGUCAGCUUCUGAAAACCAAGCUAAUGGUGUCCAAGGACAGUAGGGAAGGGUGGCUGAACUUCACUGAGCUCUGCAAAAACCAAGCUGCUGACCAUUCCUGUGUCAAAACAAGGAUUCAAGACCCAAUGAUUAUCUUCUUUACCAGUGGAACCACAGGUUCUCCUAAGAUGACUCAACAUUCCCAGGGUAGUCUUGGUUUCAGACCCCUUUUAAGUGAAAGGUACUGGUUAGAUUUGACACCUUCUGGCAUGAUAUGGAACACAGCAGACACAGGAUGGAUACUAACUUCAGUGGCAUCUGUUUAUGAUCCCUGGGUUUUUGGGUCAUGUGUCUUUAUACAUAACCUACCACAGACUGACUCAGCAGUCAUCCUAAAUACUCUCUGCAGCUUCCCAAUUGACGUGCUGGUUGGUGCUCCAACGUUGUUCCGCAUGCUGGUGCAAAAUGAUCUCUCCAGCUACAAAUUCAUGAACCUGAAGUACUGCGUGAGUGGAGGGGAACCAGUCAACCCAGAAGUCAUGGAGCAGUGGAAGAGCCAGACUGGGGUGGACAUCCAUGAAGUUUAUGGCCAAACUGAAACGGGAAUAAUCUGCUCUGUUUUUAAAGGAAUGAAGAUUAAACCUGGAUCAAUGGGGAAGGCAGCUCCCCUUUAUGAUGUUCAGAUCGUAGACAAAAAUGCUAAUAUCCUGCCUCCAGGACAACAGGGAGAAAUUGCUGUCAGAAGCAAACCUAUAAGACCACUUGGUUUUUUCUCUGAAUAUGUAGAUAACCCUAAGAAAACUGCAGAAACUGAACGUGGGGAUUUUUAUGUCACUGGAGACAGAGGGACUAUGGAUGAAGAUGGGUAUUAUCAGUUUAUUGGAAGAUAUGAUGACAUCAUCAUUUCUUCAGGGUAUCGCAUUGGGCCAUUUGAAGUAGAGAGUGCCCUGAUAGAGCACCCAGCUGUGGUAGAAGCAGCUGUUGUCAGCAGCCCAGAUCCCCUCAGAGGAGAGGUUGUGAAAGCAUUUGUGAUUCUGUCACCAGCCUUUUCAUCCAGUGACCUGAAGAGCUUAGCCCAGGACUUGCAGGACCAUGUGAAGAAAACCACUGCUCCAUAUAAAUACCCUCGAAAGGUGGAAUUUGUCCAAGAGCUGCCAAAGACAAUCACUGGGAAGAUCAAGAGGAAUGAAUUAAGAGACAAAGAGUGGGGACGGAUGUAGCAUUGCUAGGAAUUUAACAAAACUUCUUUCAUUCCAUUAGCACUACAUAAAUUUCACUAAUAUAACUGCCCUCAUUCUACUCGCUUUUUGUUAAAUACCUGAGCACCAAAAACUACAGAUAACACCAAGAUGUGAUAUUAAUGCUUGCUUGCAAAGUUUCUAAUGUCAGUACUUGAGUGGAUUGUAUUAUUCUGGCUGAAAAAUAAAUUUUUCAAUAGACUA
This is a messenger RNA of Manacus vitellinus (golden-collared manakin), 2146 nucleotides long. Its product is annotated as acyl-coenzyme A synthetase ACSM4, mitochondrial. The coding region runs from base 185 to 1924 and encodes 579 amino acids. Gene Ontology annotation, biological process: fatty acid biosynthetic process; acyl-CoA metabolic process. NCBI's taxonomy places the organism in Eukaryota, Metazoa, Chordata, Aves, Passeriformes, Pipridae. Gene Ontology annotation, molecular function: fatty-acyl-CoA synthase activity; fatty acid ligase activity. The record is from RefSeq and is a predicted model, not a curated record. Gene Ontology annotation, cellular component: mitochondrial matrix. The transcript is spliced from 14 exons.